This is a messenger RNA of Patella vulgata (common limpet), 1521 nucleotides long. RefSeq lists its product as uncharacterized. The record is from RefSeq and is a predicted model, not a curated record. Lineage: Eukaryota; Metazoa; Mollusca; Gastropoda; Patellidae. The transcript has 2 exons. The coding region runs from base 325 to 1521 and encodes 398 amino acids.
AAGGUCAAAGGUCAGGUGAACCAUUUCUGAUACGAAGUUAGACCGCAACACACACAAAUAGUUUCGUAAAUAUAGUUCACUUUCAAUGGACGUCGAUGAAAAGUUACUUUCUUACAAAAAUUCAGGGGUUGGCAGUAGGGAUUACUUGGAUAUGUUUUCUUGAGGUAAAUUAUAAGUAAAUCUGAUAUGUACUAUAUAUGUAGAUCAUUUGUGGCAUUUUGUUUCCCGAGUUAUUGCCCUCCGGAAGUUUGCAUCAAAGCUACCUACACAAACGACAAAUCUAGCAAUUGAGAGUUAAAGAUUUUGUUUUGUUACUUUUUAGUGAUGGAUGAAGUUAUUACUUUCGUCGAGAAACUAAUUCCUGAUAUAUCUCAAACCCAGUUCAGUCUUUUAAGGUCUAGAUUUGAAGACAUAGGCAUCUCAACUAUUGAAAACUUAACAUACUUGAAUGUUGAGGAUUUGACAGACAUUUUGAAACUUGUUCCUGCGAGACGAUUUAUAGCUGAGGUUAAAAGGAGGCUUAAUAUUGCUGAUGUUGGAAACUUGUCAUCAGCCUCUGCAGAAAGUACUUAUCAAACAGACCACAGUACAUCAACAUGGUUGUUGAAUUCUUCUGCCACUGGCUGUGCAAGUAGUGCCAGUAGUUCUUUUUCUGAUGACACAAGAUCUGGUUCUCCAUCAAUUACACAAUUAUGGUCUCAGUCUUUUAAUAUUCCUUGGGAAAAGUUUUCCAAAUCUUUUUUGGAAGAUUGCGAAAAGAAAAAAAGACCUGAUGAAUCAAUGCGUCGUGAGGCAAUACGAAUAUUAUGCCAAAGUAUGAGAGAAGUAUGUACAAAACCAAACUCCAAAGACAUUCAUGUGAUCGCGGCAAAAUUUGUAAAUGAAUACAAAGAAUCAUUGGGAGAUAUGAUAAUGGGAAAGAUGAUCGGUAAUGGGUACUCCAGUGUCCUGUCUAGUAUGACUGAACGUCUCAACAAUUUGAAUCGAAAAACAAGCAAUGGGCCCAGCAUUGAAUAUGAUUCCAGUAAAGUGUCUUCGCAAAAGUAUGGCUGUCUGUCAACAUGGAGCAUAGACAUCGACUCUGAGGAAGAACAGGGUAUGGUCGAAAAACGUGAUUGGAUGAAAAAUGAAUUUAUGAAAUCGAAAAAUACUAGUUGCUUAAGCACGAUCACAGAAUACAUGAAAGAAACCUAUCCUCUUCAAAGAAAAACUAUAAAUACUGGUAGUACUGAUGAUGUACGGAAAGAUUUCCCUUAUUUGUUUGAAAAACAAUUUAUGGCUGUGCAUUUUGAAAGACUCACGGGACACUCCUUGGAUAAUUAUAAAAAGUCGGAGAAGAAGAAGUUUUCAGUUAUUCAUUUUUUACGAAAAGAAAAGUCUCCAGUCUUGAGAAAAGCAAUUGCUGAUAUGGAUUUUUACGUGAAAGAGACAAAUCAUCACAUAAAGUUAAUUGCGUUUGUAAAGUUAUUGAUGGUGUCUUUUAAGGAAGAUGGCCUUUUGGAAUUUUAUCAGGUGUGUUAA